AUGCCUCAUACGCACUCCACUCAAGACCUCCGUCUUAUAGCAAGAAUUCUGGAUAGAGGGUCGCGUAUGCCUGAUGAACUAGAGGUGAAGCGACGAAUGACAAUAUUUAAUUUGACUGCAAGACAGAUUCACCUGAGCCAUACGAACGUUGAUGGGAAUCCAGAGAAUCAACCCGUUCCUCCGCCUCCUAUCAUGAGAGACAUUCCUGCUAAUUACGUGCCCACAUUUCAGAGUGUACGCGCUGGCUUGCACGGGAAUGAAAUUUCAACUACUGUCAAGGUUCCCCAUCCAGCACCCCAUGUGGAACGGCCCAAGUUGAUGCUAGAAAACACGACGGACGGUUCCGCGGACCAGUCAAUUCGAUUAUAUCGUCAAGCCAAGGUGGAAUCACUGGCCCAAUCGGCUGUAUACCCUGGAUCAGAUCGUCCACAGUUAUGCGCAACGGUGUCAACGGAAGCCACUGAAGCAGCUGUAGCUGAAACCAAGCGAUCGGAUCGAACUAUAACCGGGCCGCAAUUCAAGCCAUUCAAGUUGACACCAGUAGGUCUGACGUGCGUCCACCACCCAGUUCCAUUCGCUCCUCCAGCCAAGGUGGAAUCUCCAGCCCGACCGGUUGUACAUUCUCGAUCAGAUCGUCUGCAGUCAUGUACACCAGUGCCAGUGGAAGCCGGACCAAUUGUGUCUGGGAUCAAGCGAAAAAGACUGGGAAUGGGUCGAGGUGGGGCCGGAUAUACUAAUAAGAAAUUCAAAGUCCCUGCACCACCAUGA
Messenger RNA from Suillus subalutaceus, 768 nucleotides. RefSeq lists its product as uncharacterized. The transcript is spliced from 3 exons. NCBI's taxonomy places the organism in Eukaryota, Fungi, Basidiomycota, Agaricomycetes, Boletales, Suillaceae. The record is from RefSeq and is a predicted model, not a curated record. Bases 1 to 768 code for a protein of 255 amino acids.